GAUCAUGGAUGCCGACGUGGCGAAGCCUCUCAAAAGAUCCACGCAGCUGAUAAAUCGCUACCUCUGCAAUAUCACACAAAUUAUUGCUCUAAAAACGUGGUGUCAAUUGUUUUUUUCUUACGAGAACAUUGCAAGAAACAAAUAACAUUGUUAAACAAGAAAAAUACAUGGAAAUCUCUUGCAGACCUUCUCGCAGAACUGCUUCGUCGUCGCUUUCGACGGACGAAGCCGGCAUCUACGAGCUUUCCUUGGCAGAGAGGGCAUGAAAGUAGCGAUUGUAGCGACCCACGUAAUGCAAGAGAAGGGACUCGACAACUGCCUUACCGAUCUGUGAGUCGUCGAAUGCAAAUGAGUGUACAAGACUUACGCUGGCAUGCUGCCCAGAAUUUCGCAACCUUCCCUCCACCUCUGCAAUGGCCCCUCCCACAGCGCCAGUCUGUUAUUGUUACGUGUCGUACGUGA
This is a messenger RNA of Thelazia callipaeda (thelaziosis nematode), 462 nucleotides long. NCBI's taxonomy places the organism in Eukaryota, Metazoa, Nematoda, Chromadorea, Rhabditida, Thelaziidae. The record is from the annotation of a GenBank genome assembly.